Messenger RNA from Juglans microcarpa x Juglans regia, 855 nucleotides. RefSeq lists its product as uncharacterized. Bases 1 to 855 code for a protein of 284 amino acids. The record is from RefSeq and is a predicted model, not a curated record. The transcript is spliced from 2 exons. NCBI's taxonomy places the organism in Eukaryota, Viridiplantae, Streptophyta, Magnoliopsida, Fagales, Juglandaceae.
AUGGAUGCUAAGCUGAAAGGAUCACCAUCUUUUAUAUGGAGGAGCCUUUGGUCAAGCUUGGGGCUAUUAAAGGAGGGGUUGGUUCAGACUCCUAUCAACACUUUGGACAUUGAGACCAAAGUGGGUGCAUUGAUUGAUGAAGAUAGUAAUUCUUGGAAGAUAGACCUGGUGGAAACAAUCUUUAAGGAAGAAGAAGCAAAGCUCAUCUGCUCUAUACCUAUCAGUAGAAGUGGGGCAAGUGACAGAAGGAUUUGGGCUAGUUUAGAAAGGGGAAACUUCUCAAUCAAAAGUGCUUAUUUUCUAGAAACCAAACUGUCAAACAGGAGCUCAGGGGAACCUUCAACAGGUGGGGGAAACAAUUCGAUGUGGAAAGACCUUUGGCAAUUAGAAGUUCCUGCCAAGGCCAAACUGCUCAUAUGGAAAUGCCUAAGCAACAUACGUCCUACAAAAGACAGUCUGCUCAGAGAGAACAUUGUUGAGAGUAAUCUGUGUCCAGUUUGUGCAAGAGAGAAAGAAACAAAAGUGCAUGUUUUAUGGGUUUGUCCUGCAGUAGCAGAUGUUUGGGGUGGAGAGACCAGUUUGUUUAGGAAAUGGAAAAGAUUUUAUCCUGACUUCCAGCAGCUUUGGGGAGAGAUGACUGGGAAAUUGAACCAGGAAAGCAUUGAACUGGUUGUAGUCUUGUUCUACCACAUAUGGGCUAGGAGGAAUGCGUAUACUUUUCAAACUCAGUUUAAGAACCGUGCUACAAUUGUUGCUUUGGCUCAGGCAGACCUAUCUUUGCUUAAGGAGAUCAAUCUUAACAGCAGUAAUAGAGCAGCAAGGAGUCGAGGGAGAGGACCUAGUCAGUCUUGGUAG